Acromyrmex echinatior (Panamanian leafcutter ant) is the source of this 321-nucleotide messenger RNA. Its product is annotated as carbonyl reductase [NADPH] 1-like. Gene Ontology annotation, molecular function: carbonyl reductase (NADPH) activity. NCBI's taxonomy places the organism in Eukaryota, Metazoa, Arthropoda, Insecta, Hymenoptera, Formicidae. The record is from RefSeq and is a predicted model, not a curated record.
AUGCACGAAUUUGUCGAUGCUGCAAAAUCUGGUACGCAUUUACAAGUCGGGUGGUCAGAUUCAGCAUAUACGGCAAGUAAAAUAAGCGUUAGCGCCUUAGCUGGUAUUCAUCAAUCCAUGUUCAAUGCAGAUCCCCGAGAAGACAUUACGGUGAAUGCUGUACAUCCUGGUUAUGUAGAUACUGAUGCUACUUUGCAUAAAGGAAUUUUGACACCAGAUCAAGGGGCUGUAGCUCCUGUUUACUGCGCAUUGUUGCCGAAAAAUACAGAGAUAAAAGGAAAAUUUAUCUGGUACGAUAAGACAUUAGCAGAUUGGAAGUAA